CUCUCUCCUUAAACGCACUCCUCUUUCCUCAGUUCGGUUUACUCACCUUUUCCCCCAAACAAUGCUGCCCUCUGUCUUGAUCAGUGCACUUGCACUGACCUCGAUCACUGUUGUUGCUUCACCACUCUCUACCGGCUAUCAUCCCGACGCACCGUCGCAGGCCUCGCUUGCCUUUGCUCCCUUGUUGGCGGAUCCGCCUCAGCCGAUAGAUGACUCCUACAUCAUCGUGUUCAAAAAGGAUGUAUCCGUUGAUCAGAUCACCUCGCAUCUCGCACUCCUGCAGCAAUUCACGGGUCUGAAUCCCCUUUCCGCUGAGGAUGAAGGAGGUGUCCAGCAUUUUUACGAUGGCUCUGCCGGUGUCAAAGGAUACGCAGGUCGCUUCUCCGAAGCAACGUUAGACAGCAUUCGCAUGCAGCCAGAAGUUGACUACGUCGAGAAGGAUCAGGUUGUGCAUACGCAAGGAGACGUCGUCAAGGAACGGAACGCACCUUGGGGUCUCGCCCGGGUAUCCCAUCGUCCAGCGCUGCGUCUCAGUACUUUUAAGGAAUAUCUCUAUGACGAGGAUGGUGGGGAUGGAGUCGAUGUGUAUGUCAUCGACACCGGGAUUCGUAUCGAUCACGUGGAAUUCGAAAACCGUGCCAAGUGGGGCCAGACCUUCGUAGACGAUGGCGACUACGAUGGCAAUGGACACGGUACUCAUUGUGCGGGCACCAUCGCUUCCCGCACAUAUGGCGUCGCCAAGUCCGCAAAUGUCAUUGCUGUGAAGGUCCUCGGUGCCAAUGGCUCUGGCUCUAUGUCCGGUGUUGUGAGCGGCGUGAACUGGGCCGCUUCGCAGGCGUCAAAGAAGCUUGCAGAAGCCAAGGCUGAGCUCGCUCAGUCCGGAAGGACAAAGCACAAAGGCAGUGUCGCAAAUAUGUCUCUAGGUGGUGGGAAAAGCAAGGUACUUGAUGCUGCGGUCAACGGGGCCGUAGAGAACGGCAUGCAUUUUGCUGUCGCCGCAGGCAAUGAUAACAAGGAUGCAUGUGACUACUCGCCCGCUGCGGCUGAAUUAGCCGUCACUGUUGGCGCAAGCACACUUGCGGACCAGAGAGCCUACUUCUCCAACUUUGGCAAAUGUGUGGACGUAUUUGCUCCUGGUUUGAACAUUCUAUCUACCUGGGCGACUUCCAACAUGUCUACUAACACCAUCAGCGGGACCUCCAUGGCUUCUCCCCACACUGCUGGUCUUCUGGCAUACCUCCUUUCCAUCUAUCCUUCAGCAUCGUUCGACCCGGUGCUCGGUGGCUUUGUCCCCGAGGCAUUGGCCUUCAUUCCUCCCAAGCAGACAACUGUUUCGUAUCUCAGCUCCAUCCUGGGAAGGUUCCUGCCCUUCCCUCUUCUUCCGGUGCAGAAUAUGCUGGAUUCAUCGGUUGCACCGGUCCCUGCGAUCAUCACUCCCGCUCAGCUGAAGAAAGCACUCAUCAAUCUGGCUACUGAAGGAAUUCUCACCGAUCUUCCUGCCGGGACCGUGAACAAGCUCAUUUACAACAAUGCUACCAUCGCCAAGUAGAGCUGCAAUGGCUGUAUAUUAUGCCGAGAACGACGAGGUUGUUUGUUUAUUGCACCUGUGCAUUCACCCUUGUAGAUUAGCAGCACCCACCCACGCCAUACUUUCUUGUUUUUAUCAACCUGUCAAUGCCAUCCCUCUGAUUCUGUCCAUUGCGGACUACAAUACAUUUAUUUGCG
Dacryopinax primogenitus is the source of this 1725-nucleotide messenger RNA. RefSeq lists its product as uncharacterized. Gene Ontology annotation, molecular function: serine-type endopeptidase activity. NCBI's taxonomy places the organism in Eukaryota, Fungi, Basidiomycota, Dacrymycetes, Dacrymycetales, Dacrymycetaceae. The transcript has 4 exons. Gene Ontology annotation, biological process: proteolysis. The record is from RefSeq and is a predicted model, not a curated record. The coding region runs from base 62 to 1549 and encodes 495 amino acids.